Hevea brasiliensis (rubber tree) is the source of this 1986-nucleotide messenger RNA. Its product is annotated as 65-kDa microtubule-associated protein 5. The record is from RefSeq and is a predicted model, not a curated record. The transcript has 11 exons. Gene Ontology annotation, molecular function: microtubule binding. Gene Ontology annotation, cellular component: cytoplasm; spindle. Gene Ontology annotation, biological process: microtubule cytoskeleton organization. The coding region runs from base 144 to 1838 and encodes 564 amino acids. NCBI's taxonomy places the organism in Eukaryota, Viridiplantae, Streptophyta, Magnoliopsida, Malpighiales, Euphorbiaceae.
AGCAGUGGACAAGAAAGAAAACGCUCGUAACGCUCGCUCUCUAUCUCUCUCUCUUUCUAUAUCUUUUUCUAGGGUUUCGAGUUUGUCUAUCCUGUCAGUCAGUCCUGCACUGUUACCCAAAAUCCCUUCUUCUCCUUCCACAAAUGACGAACGUCUUCUCUGCAGUCUCUCCUUCUCGCACCACUUGCGGCUCUCUCCUUCUGGAAUUGCAGAAAAUUUGGGAUGAAAUUGGGGAGGCUGAUAGUGAAAGGGACAAAAUGCUUCAGCAACUUGAGCAAGAAUGUCUUGAUAUUUACCGCAGAAAGGUCGAAAUGACUAGAAAGUAUAAAGCUGAUUUGCAUCAGUCAUUGGAUUCUGCUGAAAUUGAAAUUUCUGGCCUUGCUUCUGCUCUUGGGGACAAUGUUUUCUUUUCACGGGGUAAGGGCACUCUGAAGCAGCAAUUAUCUGCUGUAAAACCUGUUUUGGAAGACUUGAGGUUGAAGAAGCAAGGAAGAAUGAAAGACUUUUUGGAGACACAGCUGCAGAUUGCUGGAAUUUGCACAGAAAUAGCUGGCACUGGUCAUUCUAUGAAGCCUGCUGAUCCAAAAGUUGAUGAACAUGAUUUGACAUUGAAGAGAUUGGGGGAGCUCAAGGCACAACUUAAGGAACUUCAAAAUGAAAAGUGUUUACGGGUACAGAAGGUCAACAGCAACAUUAGUAUGAUUCAUGAUCUGUCAGUUGUGAUGUCAAUUGAUUUCUUUAAGACUGUUAAUGAUGUUCAUCCUAGCUUGAUUGAUUCUGCAAAUGUUCAGUCCAAGAGCAUCAGCAAUGACACACUUGCUAGAUUGACGGGUGUGAUACAUUCACUAAAACAGGAUAAGCAACAAAGGCUACAAAAGCUUCAAGGUCUUGGACACAUGCUGAUAGAGCUAUGGAACCUCAUGGACACACCUAUUGAGGAACAAAGAAGAUGGGACCACAUUACUACCUUAAUUUCUUCCUCAGUGGAUGAGGUGUCAAGACAAGGGUGCCUUGCUCUUGAAGUUAUUGAGCAGACUGAGGUUGAAGUUGAAAGGCUGAAUGUUCUCAAAGCCGGAAAAUUGAAGGAAUUGGUUUUCAAGAGGCAAAAUGAGCUGGAAGAAAUCUACAGAGGAGUUCACAUGGAUGUAGAUAGUGAUGCAGCAAGGCAGAUUCUUAUAAGCCUCAUAGAAUCUGGUAAUAUUGAUCUUUCUGAUCUGCUUAUAAGCUUGGACGACCAAAUUAGAAAAGCCAAAGAGCAAGCUCUAAGCCGGAAGGAAAUUUUGGACAAGGUAGAGAAAUGGAAAUGUGCAUCUGAAGAAGAAAAAUGGCUUGAUGAAUAUGAAAAGGAUGAAAAUCGAUAUAGUGCAGGAAGAGGAGCUCACAAAAAUCUGAAACGUGCAGAAAAAGCAAGGACUCUGAUCAGCAAAAUACCAUCUAUUCUUGAAAAUUUGACUGCAAAAGUGAAAGCAUGGGAAUUGGAGAAAGGAAUUCCUUUCUUAUAUGACAAGGCUCCUCUCUUAAAAACUUUAGAGGAAUAUGCUGUGCUGAGGCAGGAGAGAGAAGAAGAGAAGCGUAGAUGUCGGGAGCAGAAACGCCAUCAAGAACAAUUUGCUGCCGAGCAAGAGGCGCUUUAUGGCUCAAGACCAACAGUAAAGAAGCCAUUGGGUCAAAGCAACAGUACUAACACCUUGGCUGGAACACCAACUGGGCGCCGUUUGGCCACCCCAGGCCGUCCUGGAAUCUCUUCCGGCAAGGAACGUCGAGAAAGCAGGGUUCUCAACGUAACACCUAUAAACUACGUUGCUCUUCCCAAGGAUGGUUCAGCCUCUCGGGGAUAAGCUAGUUAGUAGCAUACUCGCUUGUUUAGUUGACCUUAUGUAAAUGAUUCUCCAGGUUUUGGAUGCUUGUUGCAUUCUUCUGUUUUUGUUUGAAAUUUCUGAUGGCAGAUUACAUUGUCCAUAUGCAUUAGCCCAUUAUGAACUUUAG